Molecule: messenger RNA, 4220 nt
Organism: Rhipicephalus sanguineus (brown dog tick)
Lineage: Eukaryota; Metazoa; Arthropoda; Arachnida; Ixodida; Ixodidae
Product: glucosylceramide transporter ABCA12
Exons: 24
Coding region: 21-4220 (1399 amino acids)
Biological process (GO): lipid transport; transmembrane transport
Cellular component (GO): membrane; intracellular membrane-bounded organelle
Molecular function (GO): lipid carrier activity; ATP hydrolysis activity; ATP binding
Source: RefSeq, a predicted model, not a curated record
GCAAGGAGGAGGAGGUUGCCAUGGAGACCACGGGAUGCUGGAGCCAGCUGGGCCUGGUGAUGUGGCGUCAGGUGUGGCUGUCGCGCGUGCGACGCCACUACCUGGUCACGCUGCUCGAGCUGACGUGCAUGCUGUUCAUGAUGAGCUCGGUGUGGGAGGAGUCGGUGGCGCCGUACCGCGCGCGGCCCAACAAGGACCAGUUCUUCGACAGCGCAGACGCGAUGGAGUUCUGGGGCCGUCCCAACGAGUCCUGGAACGAAGGGACGUUCGCGUUCGCGCCCAACCAGGCCUUCUUCGCGGACCUGGUCGCCAGGGUCUGCAAGGAGCUCGGUUCCAAGUGGACGCCGAUGCCCUUCAAGGACGCUGCCGAGGCGACGCAGUACGUCGAGGGCCCGGACGACGCGUCGUCGGAGACCGCCGGCCACGAGCAGCAGCGACGCGUGGCCGUGUGGUUCGAGCGUCCCGAGACCGACCGGCUGACGUACCACGUGCGCAUUCGCGACGCCAUGUUCGACCUGCGCGACGACUACAAGCGCAGCCUGCUCGUGCCCGGACCGGCCGACAUCGACCUCUACGACGAGAUCAGGCUGCUUCUUCCGCUGCAGUAUUUCGUCGAAUCGGCGUAUAUACACAUGAUAGCCGAAUCCCUCCAGAAACAAAUCAACGUAAAGGUGGAGCUCAUGCGUUUCCCGUACCCGCGCCUCUUCUACGGCUCCGAGGAUCGUACGCUGAGCCGCGUCUCGCUGCGAUUCGUUAUCGCCUUCUUCGUGCCCUUCUGCGUGCUCGUCGUCAAGCUCGUGAAGGAGAAGCGCGUCGGCGCCAAGGUGCGCCCUUUCCCUGGCGCGCCUGCCCGUGGUCGAACGAUGAUAUGUUGCUAUGGCGAGAUGCUCCGUCGCGCGGGUCUGAGCGACGUGGCCUACUGGGUGGGCCACUUCUUCGAGUCCGGCUUCGUGGUCCUCUGCGCCGUGCUGCUCAUGUACGUGCCGCUGUUCGUCAUCCUCAACAGCAACGGCACGGCGUUCAUCGAGUUCGCCAACCCGGUGGUCGUCAUGUCCGUGCUGCUGUUAUUCGGCGUGCUCACCAUACUGCACGCCAUGCUGCUCACCGUGUUCCUCUGGGGACCCGGGGUGGCGUUUGCGGCGGCCGUCGUCUACUGGUUCGCGUUGGGCCUGUUGCCGUACGCGCUGCUCCAGAACCCUUUGGGGCUCGGCUACUACCUGAUCUCCCGAUCCACCAAGCUGAUCUCGGCGCUCAGCCCCGUCAUGUACCUGCACUGGUGCCUGCGGGUCAUCGAGCGCUUCGAGAAAUACGAGGUUCGGCUGACGUGGAAGAAUAUCUUCGACAGCAGCACCACGCUGGAUAACGUGAGCGUGGGCGAGCUCAGCCUGCUCAGCCUGUCCGCGGCACUUGUCCUCGUGGGCCUCAUCUGGUACCUGGACAACGUGGUGCCCUGGGGAUACGGCGUCCCCAAGCCACUCUACUUUAUAUUCUCCGCCGACUACUGGUCUCCUUACAGGAAGUGGAACAUUCGAAACGUGAAUUACGCACAGGACAAAAACUACUUCGAAGCAGACCCCAAGAACGCCGACGCAAUCGUCCACUUGAUCAACUUGAGCGCCACCAACAAGGAGAGCGGCGACAUCAAGAAUAUCAUCCUGACAAUCUUCAACAAGCAGAUCACUGUGAUACUCGGACCACAAGACUGUGGGCACGUGACUCUCCUGGAUAUUAUCACUGGGAGGCAGCUUCCCACAAGCGGCGAAGCUUACGUGUGCAACUUCGACGCUUCCGGUUAUUCGGGCCGGUCGUGGGAGUAUUUAAGCGUCUGUCCCGAAGAGCGAGAGCUGUUCGACGACAUGACCGUCGAGGAGCACCUGCUCUUCUUUCUGUUCCUCCGCCAGGUGCCGGGGAACACUGGCGAGGCUUACGUCGCCAUGCUAAUGCGGCAGCUCAACAUCGAGCAGUACAAGGACACCCUGGUGUCCGCGAUGUCGCCACGACUGCGGCGGGUCGUCUGCGUCGCCAUCACGGCUUGUGCCGUUGAACAGACGCCCCUGGUGAUCUUUCCCGAUCCGACCAGACUGUUGGACCCCAAGGGUCGACAUCAGGUGUGGGAAGUGCUUGCUCGCCUGAGUCGGCGCAGCAGCGUCCUCGUCACCACCAAGAGCAUCGAGGAGGCCGAGGUUCUCGCCGACAGGCUGGUCAUCAUGCGCGAGGGACGCAUCGAGUGCGCCGGAUCGCCCACGUGGCUCAAGACCAGGUUCGACUCCGGCUUCUUUCUCCGAUUCACCAAGCUGCCGAACUUCAGGGAGCACGACGUGACACGCGUCGUCAAGUACCACAUGGGCGCGGUCGAACCAAAGCGCGUUUCCAAGCUCGAGACGGUGUACAACCUGAGCGAAUCUCUACAACAUGUCAGUCGCAUGGCCACCAUGCUCCACUACCUGGAGAAGAGGCGCGCCAUCCUGGGCAUUGCGUUCAUGAGCCUCACAUACUGCACGCUCGAGGACGUCUACAUCAGGAUGGUGAGUGGCCCUGACGGAAACAUGGGCGGAGGCGACACCCGAGCUCAGGCACCUGCCUCCCCUGCGGACGGCUCUGACCCGGCCAAGGAAAAACAAGAGCAAGAUGCCGUCCGGCAGUGGUGCACGGCGCGGUCCACCAAGGCCGGCAUGUUCUCGGUGCUGUGGGCCCUGCUUCGCAAGCGAGGCAUCAUCUGGCUGCGAGUCUGGUGGACCAAGCCGCUGUCGGUUGGCAUACCCGUGGCGUGCAUGCUGCUGCUGGCCCUGUCCGAGAGGCACUUCCUGCCGGACAUCCCCAGGGAGAGCGGCGACAUCACCUACGAGCCGGAGAACAUCUUCGACGUCUCCUACGGCUUCAUAGAGAAGGACAACGCCAGGUACAAGCAGAUCGCGCUGUACACUGAUAGCGGAGAGGACAUUCGUUGGCCGUCGAGUAAUCUGAUCAUCGGUGAUCACGAGGCUCUGGGCCACGAGCUGGAGCUGUUCGCGACGCGCAACCUGAUGUUGCGCGUGCUCUACUCCUUCUUCGUGUCCCUGGCGAUGGGAUUCUACGCGGCCACCCACGUGUUCACCCCGAUGGUCGAGUGGUGCAGCGGCAUGAAGCACCUGCAACUCAUGACCGGCAUGUCGGGCUGCCUCUACUGGAUGGGACACUUCAUCUUCGACGCGAUCGCGGCGCUCUUCAACAGCGCCACGCUGACCUCCAUCAUCUACGUCAGCAACAUGGACAUCAACAUUAAUUAUCACUUGGCCAUCCUGUUUCUGUUCGUGGCCAACGCAUUCUCCAGCCUACCGCUGACUUACCUGUUCACUGGACUGUUCGGCGACACCACGUGGGCUUUCUCCUUCCUCGCACUGGUGCUGUUCUUCGCAGGAAUGGUGGGAUCCUUGGGCGUGGAGCUCCUCAGGGUGCUCACGCAGGACAACCCGACGGCGGCCUCCUCGACGGCGCUCUUUCUCUGGGGCUUCGUGUGCCGCUGGUUCCCCACGUACGCCCUCGUGCGGGGCAUCAUCAAGGUCAUUCUCCUGUACAGGCUCAACGCCAUCUGCCUCACCGGAGGCCAACUGCUCGACGAGGCGUGCCACGACUCCCAGUACUCGUCGGACCAGAGGAUAUCCCGCUGCUGCGACGCGCUCCAGGAUAAUAGCACGGUUCAGCUUCUUUACCCGCUCGAGCCGUUCUACGAGACGGGCUUCUACGAGGCCGUGAGCAUGGUGGUCGAGGGAAUGCUCUAUAUGGCCGCACUUGCACUUGUCGACUCGCCAUUGAUGUACAGCCUGCGCUGGUACGUGGCCCGUCGCAUGUACGGUUCAGACGAGCCCGAAGACGUGCCAGAUCAGCAGCUGCACGGUCCCCGGCUCGUCGCCGUCUCCAUGGACCCCGAGGUGGAACGCGAGGUGAACCUGGUGAACCAGGUCUGUCGCACCAGAGCGUUCAAGGACGUCGCCAUGGCGGUGCGAAAUAUCCAGAAGACCACCGGAUAUGUCGAACAGGUGGUCGAGGUGGACGGUGUGAGCAUCCUGCUGAACCGCGGAGAGUUCUUCGGCCUCGUCGGCGUCAACAACUCCGGCAAGACCUCGCUCCUCGAGAUCUUGGUCGGCAUCCAGGUGCCCACCGGAGGCGGCGCGUACACGGCCGCGCUGUCGCUAGGCGGUGACCUGCGCGCCUGCUCACCGUGGGCGAGUUCCUGGACCUGA